UAUGGACACAUCAUGGAAGAUUGUUUACAAGCAGCGCAGAGAAAGACGUGCCUCGAGCUCAACCGUCAGUGCCGGCGCAGGCUCAACACCUUCUCCUCCUCCCUCACUCAGACCUCUCGACGACAUGAGACACAUCCUAGCCCCUGAGCCUGACUAUGGCGCAGAGACAGCACAGCUCGAGAUGUCCAUGGAUGGUAUUUGGGACUUCAUGAACCAAGUCAGCACAGAAGGCCCCAAUGACUUUCCCAAGACAUCCCAUCUCAAGAUCAUCAUCGACUCAUCAGACUUUGGNUGUCUCUUUCUGGCGACAUUCAAACCCUUUUCCCAGAAGGUCACUCAUCUGAGUAUUCACAUCAAGGGCAACUUUGUCUUCACUCGCUACAACUAUGUCAACCCUGAGAUUUCCAUCCAAGAAGAAGUGCUCGCUGUCAAAGGCAAAGGCAAGGGUCUCGAUCUUGACCUGGGACCUUACAACGCUGCUCCUGUCUCCAACAACGAGAACAAGGCAGGACCCUCACAGAAACCCAAGUUCACUCGCUCAAGCGUGAACUCCACCGCCAACGCUGACUGGAUGCCUUCUUCACUCAACACCUCCGCCGCCGACCCAACCAACAAAGGCCCCUCAUACAUCAACAAGAAAGUCCCUUCUCACUACAUCAACCUUCACAUCUACGANAAAGCCAUUGUCCCAGCCUUGAUCGAUUGCUUCAAAGACCGCACUUCCCCACUCGCCUUCAUCACCAUCCAAGGCGCCAUGGAACUCUCCCUCCGCCGCCACAUCAUCAGCUCCCUAAACCCCUCCUUCAUGUCCUCUUUAAUCCUGCUCGCCGAAGCCGGCUACUCCCUCAACGACUCUGCCCAAACAACACAAGUCCAAGCCUGGGAAGCCAGCACCCCCGAACUCGUGUUUUUGAANAAGGGCAUCCAGGACCCUGAUGACUUUGGCCAGUGNGGAAAGGACAGUAUGCAGAAUGUCAAUAUGCAUUCUUUGGGGGAGUGGGUUGUGCCUUCUGGUAAAGGUGCGAGAGGGGUUUGGGGUUGGAGGGUUGGUGGGCCUAGAGUUAAGGUUUGGAGGGGUCCUAGUGGUGGUUGGCAUGGCAGAGAUGGUAUC
Molecule: messenger RNA, 1111 nt
Organism: Aureobasidium musti
Lineage: Eukaryota; Fungi; Ascomycota; Dothideomycetes; Dothideales; Saccotheciaceae
Source: the annotation of a GenBank genome assembly